This is a messenger RNA of Fusarium sp. VM40, 747 nucleotides long. The record is from the annotation of a GenBank genome assembly. Lineage: Eukaryota; Fungi; Ascomycota; Sordariomycetes; Hypocreales; Nectriaceae.
AUGAGAUUCACGAACUCGGCUCUCCAGCUACUAAUGCUGUACCGACUCGCGUCGGCAUCACCAUGCAAGCCCUCGUCUGUGUUGUCAACAAGCAUCGCCGACUCUACACUCUCUACGGCUGUUUCUGUGAGCACAUCAGUUCAAGAAACUGAAACAUCGACAACCUUCUUGUCCCAGCCCACUACUACCGCAAGCGAGACUAUUUCAGACUCAAUCACCACCUCUAGUUCCGAGCCUUCAACUAUCGCUGGCAGCACUACCACCACUGUCGCAUCGGGACCAACCAAUAUCCUCCUCAAUCCCGGCUUUGAAGAAAACACGAUCGACCCAUGGCAGCGACUCGGCUCCUUCGGAACUGUUUCCCUAUCCGACGACGCUUUCAAGGGUGAUCGAUCGGGCCAUUUCAAGUUACCAACCAGCCCUGGAGGGCCCUCAUCCGUGGGCUUCAGGCAGAAUAUCAGCCCCUCCUUAAUCAAGCCAAACAGAGAAUAUCAACUUUCGGUCCACUAUAAGACGAUAUCUGCCACGGGCUGCAACAAUCCGCAAUACAUAUCAUGCAGCUUCGGUGGUGGCUACUUUCAGCUUCAGGGCUUUAGUGGACCCUUUGGCGAAUGGGGUUCAGUGACAACCACAUGCUCCUGGACUGAGGAACGAUUACAGCGAGGACCAAGUAUUGAAGUUCGGAGUUCAUGUGAGACUUACGAACUUGACAUUGAUGAAGCUGUUUUGAUCGAAGUUCUUGACUAG